AUGGGUAAGGUUCAGCGUCAAGCUCGCAAGCACAAUUCCAAGUUUAGCAAAUCGACAGUGGUUAGAAGGCAACACAGCCAUCAACAACGGCAACUUGCAUCGACGGUCGCGGCACCUUCUGCUCGAAGCCAUCAAGGUCGGCAGCAAGCACGGUUGAAGGCACCUUUCACGAAAUAUGACAAGGUGCUGCUUGUUGGUGAAGGAGACUUUUCAUUCUCAUUGUCAUUGAAGCUACAUCACAAUGUGCGCCAAAUAGUAGCCACCUGCUACGAUUCCAAAGAUGUGCUUCAGAGCAAGUACCCCGAGGUACAGAAAACGACUACACAGCUUCAGUCGUUAACGCGCAGUAAUGACGUCCCCACUGAGCGACAAGAGACUUCUGAGGGAAACGAAAAUGCUACCGACACAGAAGAGGAGUGGAAAGGAUUCUCUCCAUCACCACCCAGUUCCCCAGUCCACGAGGAGCAGAUCGAAGACCCGAGCAGACCUCUUGAGGAAGCUACUGUCAAAGUCCUCUACGGCAUCGACGCAACGAAGCUUUCCUCGGCGCACAAGAAGGCCCUGAGGCCAUAUUCUCCAUUCACGAAGAUCGUCUUCAACUUCCCCCACGUUGGAGGUCUAAGUACAGAUGUCAACAGGCAGGUUCGAUACAACCAAGAGCUGUUGGUAGGAUUUUUCCACUCUGCCAAGUCGCUGCUCUCCUCUCGAGACCAUCCGGCAAAGAUACGACAGGCAUCGGAAGAUGAGGCUGGUUACUACGCUGAUAUCUCAGCAGCGAUAGAAGGUCCGGACCCUGGUGCCGUGAAUGGCCAGAUCCUCGUUACGCUGUUUGAAGGCGAACCGUACACGUUGUGGAAUGUCCGAGAUUUGGCCCGUCAUUGCGGGCUCAAGGUAGUGGAGAGCUUCAAGUUCCCGUGGUCUGCCUACCCGGGGUACCAGCAUGCGAGAACUGCCGGGGACAUCACGACUGGCAAGGACAGGGGCAACGAAGGGAAGAGGAAAGGCGCCUGGAGAGGGGAGGAGCGAGAUGCUCGGUGCUACGUGCUAGAGGAUCAGAAUGCGGAGUCGGAGGAUGUCCAGUCUCCACAGCCCAAGAGGAGACGGAAACAGGGCGAUGAAGACGAUGACAGCGGCUGA
Molecule: messenger RNA, 1137 nt
Organism: Cladophialophora bantiana CBS 173.52
Lineage: Eukaryota; Fungi; Ascomycota; Eurotiomycetes; Chaetothyriales; Herpotrichiellaceae
Exons: 2
Coding region: 1-1137 (378 amino acids)
Biological process (GO): rRNA base methylation
Cellular component (GO): cytoplasm
Molecular function (GO): rRNA (uridine-N3-)-methyltransferase activity
Source: RefSeq, a predicted model, not a curated record